AUGGUUUGUGAGGUCGGAGCGGCGGUCAUGGACAUGAGUGGCGAGGGUGGAGCGGGUGCGGGGGCGGGCGCGCUUCAGCAGCGGUGGUACGACAGCCGCGUGAACGGCAGCCCGGCCGCCGCAGACGUCGGCUCCGACGCGAACGGCGACGGCUUCUUCCACUCGCCGCUAGAGGGCGGACAUCACAGUCGCGCCCGUUACUACCAUCAACAAAUGCACGCCCCCUAUUCUGCCGCAGUCGGCUCGCACGGUCGGACGUUAAGUGGCGGCAGCGGACAGGUGUGUCGACCGCAUUUCCACACGCCGCUUCACCCUUGGCUGGACUCAAAGGCGCUGGGAGGCGGCGCAUGGGGCGGCGGAUUCCAGCAGGAUGCCGCGCAAGCAGACAAACCUCUUUCCCCUGCCCAACACCAUCAUCCACACCCCCUUUUCUCCUUCCCUCCGACUCCGCCAAAAGACUCAACUCCCGACUCCGUCGCGGCAGCGGCACUCGGCCAGCAAGACUACCAAGCCGCUGUCGCUCACGCGACCGCUAUGAGCGUCGCGUUUAUGCAGCAGCAACAGGAGCUACCGCUCUGCGGCGACGUCAAGCCCAUGAUGGGCGCACCACCAUCAAAGCAGCGCGAAGGUGCGCAACCAGACUCGUGCCCCCAAGAGUCGAGUCAGCCCUCCGGGGAAUACAACGCGCAGUACAACGCCGCCGGCGGCGACUACUACGGCUACCAGGGGAAGGGGUAUAGUCAGCAGCAGAGUAAGCCUCGACCGAACAAGACGCGAACGAGCGCCGAAGGGCGGGAGUGCGUGAACUGCGGGGCGACGAGCACCCCUCUAUGGCGGCGCGACGGCACCGGCCACUACCUCUGCAACGCCUGCGGCCUUUACUACAAGAUGAACGGACAGAACAGGCCGCUUAUUAAGCCAAAGCGAAGAUUGGUGAGUUCACUGCAGAGCGCGGCACGGCGGGCUGGCACCUCGUGCGCCAACUGCAAGACUACCACCACCACUCUAUGGCGACGCAAUCAGAAUGGCGAGCCGGUCUGCAACGCCUGCGGCCUCUACUACAAACUGCACAACGUUAACCGGCCAUUGACAAUGAAAAAGGAGGGGAUCCAAACGAGAAAUCGGAAGCUAAGCAGUAAAAGUAAAAAGAAGAAGGGAGGAAUGGGUAUGGGUGGCGGUGGUGCUUGUGCACUAGCUCUUGGCGGCGUCAUGGGAGACAUGAUAAAGCCACUAGGGGAUGCUACCAAAGGGUUUGGUGGUUCAGCCUUUCCCUCAGCAAUGGACUUUGGGCAACACCAAGUGGGUUUGGUGCAUCCAGCCGCGGCGCACAUGUCGCACUGGUAUGGCGCACCGCACCAGGGCUUUGCGCCACCGCCCGCCUCGCAUAACCCAUACCACCACCAUCACCUCGCGCAACUUAAUUCCAUGACUGGCUGGAGGAGUGAGUACACAUGGUUAACAACUACAUACGGAAGACUACUAGCCUCUUGGUCGGAAGAAACAAUGAAAAAAGCAAUUGCAGAGGCAACAAAAUCCUCAAUAAAAAGUGCAUCUCAAAAAUAUGGAAUACCGUAUACUACGUUGCAACGUCAUGUCAAAUCGAAUAGUAGUAAAAAACGUCUCGGCAGGUUUAAGCCUGUAUUUAAUGAAGAACAAGAAAAAAAUUUAGAAAACCAUUUAAAGGAUUUAGAUGCACUGUUUUACGGUCUGUCUGGAAAUGAAUUUAUGGAAUUAGCUGGGCGAGUUAUUUCACAGUGUGAAGUUGUACGUCUGGUUACACCUGCUUACUUAAAAGUAGCAACACCACAAAACGCCAUGAGCGGAUUUAGAGCAGCUGGCAUUUAUCCGUACGAUAGAAAUGUGAUAGAUGAAGCGCUAUUCGCACCUUCUACAGUCUACGAGGCAUCAACUUCACACUCUGCAGGCGAAGACCAUGGGGCUCCAACACCUUUUCAAUUAGAAGCGACUGUUUCACCUAUGACAGCAGAUACGUACGCCAUACCACAUGGUUCAGAAACACCACCAAUUCUGUCCACUAUACCACGAGAUGAAAUUACUCCACCAGCUUUGACGACACCACCCAUUUUCCCAUUUUGGCACAUGUACACACUCACAAGAUCAUUCUUCCGGACCCAACAACAUUUGUUUCGAAGACUCCAGAAGACAAUCUACGUUGACAGCACCACACACAUCCGUUUGUACAUUAGCUGUACCACAAGCCAUUCAUUGUUUUACUGCAUUCAGUGUUGA
Parnassius apollo (apollo) is the source of this 2250-nucleotide messenger RNA. The record is from the annotation of a GenBank genome assembly. NCBI's taxonomy places the organism in Eukaryota, Metazoa, Arthropoda, Insecta, Lepidoptera, Papilionidae.